This is a messenger RNA of Dalotia coriaria, 3060 nucleotides long. RefSeq lists its product as uncharacterized. Bases 1 to 3060 code for a protein of 1019 amino acids. Lineage: Eukaryota; Metazoa; Arthropoda; Insecta; Coleoptera; Staphylinidae. The record is from RefSeq and is a predicted model, not a curated record. The transcript has a single exon.
AUGGAGGCAAAAUCCGCAUUGGACAAGUCCACGGUAGACCCCAUUCAUUCAGCAACAAUCGCACAGCAUCCACUCGUAAGACAAAGGAACAUUCACCUCAAAUAUACCGAGGAAGAGAUUGCCAUGUGCGAAGCUGACAAGGCGAAAAAUCCCGAAUCAUUUAACGUCCAAUUCUGGAUAGACGGAAUAUCCCGGGAAUGGUCAUUAGCACGGGAGCUCCAAUACCGGAUCUACGCCGAAGUAGAUCCAAAUCAAGCUGACAAUGAUCGCUUCGAUACAAGUCGAAGAAGAAUCACCUUCUUUCUAGCAUGGUUGCAUACACCAGCAGUAAACAGUGCACCAACAGCAUCAUCAGCCAGAGCAGAAGUGUUCGGAAUUGCCGACGAGGAGCCCAAGAUAUCCAAAUCCACGGUCACCGACACUCUGCAAUCGGAGCCAGGUUCAGAACUCUCACUGAUUACCGAAAAUGCAGUACAGCAAAUCGGGAUUCGAAAUCAAUCAGCGAGAGCAGAGGUGUUCGGAAUAGCCGACGAGGAGCCCAAGAUUUCCAAAUCUAUGGUCACCGACACCCUACUAUUGGAGCCAUUAGACUUCAACACGUUUAAACUGUGGGAAAAUCGCCCACUAGCCGAUCCAUACCUCUUCCGUCCGGGCAAUAUCGACAUUCUAUUGGAUGGCUUAGAAAAACCUAGUGGAUAUAUGGCACAAAAUUCAGAGCGUGGUUGGCACAAAUCCCCACAAAUCUCAGCACAAGUAUGCACUGUCAGCGGCCCCCAACCAGACUUAACACGGUUCUGGGAAUUGGAAGAGGUUGAAUGCAGUAUUCAACCCACGGCAGAAGCAGAGAACUGCGAAGUAUGGUACAAAGAAAGUACAACUAGAAGCAAGGACGGAAGAUAUACCGUGUGCUUGCCGUUCAAAGAAUUUCCACCAAAACUUGGAGAGUCACGAUCACGUGCACUGGCGAGAUUCCUCCAAUUGGAAAAGAAGAUGCGGUGCAAUGCAAAAUUAAGAGAAGAUUACCACACGUUCAUGCGAGAGUAUCUAGAGCUGCACCGUAUGAGAAAGGUAAACAAGAGAGACUCUCAAUUAUACGGCUAUUAUAUACCUCAUCGCGCAGUGAUAAAAGAAGAAAGUUGCACCACCAAAUUACGAGUGGUUUUCAAUGCAUCAUGCCAAACAUCGUCGAAGCUUAGCUUGAAUGAAUGCAUGUAUGUUGGUCCGCAGCUCCAGAAUGACAUUGCGGAUCUAUUGCUUCGAUGGAGAAAACAUACAAUUGUCUGUACAGCAGACUAUACAAUGGUCAUAGAUAUCAUCAAAAAGGACUUCUACGUCGACGACGUGCUCUCAGGAGCAGAAGACCUAAAGACGGCCAAGAAACUCCAAUUGGAUCUUCUCGAAGUGAUGAAAAAGGGUGGAUUCACUCUUCGAAAAUGGUCUAGUAAACUUCCGGGAUUAAUUGAAGACCUACCCAAAGAACUGAUUGACCAAUCCACGUACGACGUGGGUUCAAGUGAAACGAAGAAAACGUUAGGGACCACCUGGGACCCACAAGAAGAUACAAUUAUGGUCCGUAUAAAUAGGAAUGUUUCCACCAAGAUAACAAAACGGAGCAUCCUAUCAGACAUUUCUAAAAUCUUCGAUCCUCUCGGAUGGCUGUCACCGGUUAUCAUUAUAAUCAAACUACAAAUUCUAAAACUUUGGAGUGACAAGAUUGACUGGGAUGAAAACCUAAAUGAAGAAAAUACAGAGAAAUGGCAACUCUUCUGUCGUCAACUCCCGGACAUCGAAAGUAUUCAACUACAACGUUGGGUGUCUACAACUGCGAACAUGGAACAACAUGGAUUCUGUGACGCAUCAGAAAAGGCGUAUGGAGCUGUCGUCUAUUGCAGAUCACCGAAUGGCGGAAAGACGUAUAUCAAUGUACUCCAAGCCAAAUCAAAGGUUGCGCCGGUGAAAACCCAAGUCUCGUUACCUCGACUAGAGUUGUGCGCAGCAAAGAUAGUAGCAGCGUUACUAAGGAAGUUAAGGAUCUCGCUAGACAUCUCGAACGAAAACAUCUACGCAUGGUCGGACUCGAUGAUCACCUUGGCAUGGAUUACCGGACCAGUGGAGAAAAGAGAGGUCUUUGUGGCAAACAGGAUAGUUGACGUAAACCGAAAUAUUCCGACUCAUGCAUGGAGGCAUGUAAGGACGCACGAAAAUCCUGCUGAUCUAAUAACACGAGGGGUGGCACCAAACAAACUGAAGGAGAACAAGCUAUGGUGGCAAGGACCAACAUGGCUGACGCAGGAGAAGGAAACGUGGCCAACGCAACCGAUGAUACGAAAGGUCAUUUCUACGCCUGCAACGAUAAAUAUACUUAUGGUAAAACCAAACUCCUCAAUCAUCAAUCGUUUCUCGUCACUACACAAAAUGUUACGAGUUCUAACGUACUGUCAACGAUUUCGAACCAGAGACAAGGAUGGAAUGAAGUAUGCAGAAAUGGAGUCAACAAUGCAAGCAGUCAUCAGAUUGGUGCAGCAAGAAGGAUUUGCUGAUGAAUUAAAGGCGUUAACAACUGGAUCACACAUUGCUAAGGCAAGUAAAAUAAAAUCACUAAUUCCAUUUGUUGAUCCAGAAGGCGUUAUUCGAGUCGGAGGACGUUUGGAAAACUCUCAGCUUAAAUACAAUCGGCCACAUCCAAUUCUUAUACCAUCCAACCAUCAUGUGGCGAAAUUAAUUAUCCAAGACGCGCAUUACACGACGCUGCAUGGUGGCAAUGAAACAACAUUAGCAUUCACCAGAAGAAAGUUUUGGAUUCCAAGAGCCAAAGAAACAAUUUACCGGGCAACCGACAGUUUCCAACGGAUCAUUAAGGCCGAGGAGGAGAUUGUCCGGGCACAAGAAGACACUGUGUGGAGAACAGUGCCCUCACACGCGUCCGUACUAUGGGGAAGUACGAUGACAACACUGUUAUUUAUAUUAGGUGUUGUGGUAACAGUGGUUUGGAUCCAUAGGCGCCGACAAGGCAAACCCUCUCAACCACAAGUAAGCCAAAUGGAGUUAGAAUCACUCUAG